Molecule: messenger RNA, 2554 nt
Organism: Anoplopoma fimbria (sablefish)
Lineage: Eukaryota; Metazoa; Chordata; Actinopteri; Perciformes; Anoplopomatidae
Product: protein phosphatase 1 regulatory subunit 3C-B-like
Exons: 3
Coding region: 166-1182 (338 amino acids)
Biological process (GO): regulation of glycogen biosynthetic process
Cellular component (GO): protein phosphatase type 1 complex
Molecular function (GO): protein phosphatase 1 binding; glycogen binding
Source: RefSeq, a predicted model, not a curated record
GCGCGCGGACCUGCAGCGGCUUUUCCUCCUAAAAUGGCUGAAAAAUAGAAGUGAAAUAAUUAAAAUAAAGUAAAGAACAGAAACAGAAAGCUCUGGUGCUGCUGCCGCGGGCUGUGCGGGACUCUACUGGGUUCUACUGGGUUCUACUGGGAGAGAAACCUUCCAAUGAACUGCACCAGGGUUCUCCACAUCCUGAACCCUCGCCCGGGGGGUCCAUCUCCCAUCAUGCCUGUCGACAUGGCCGUGAGGAUCUGCCUGGCCAGCUCUCCUCCUCUAUGCUCCUUCCUCAGUAACUACGACCACCGCCGUUCCUCCUCAGCAGCCGCUCUGAUGAAGCGCUGUGAACCGCUGCGUCCAUGUCUGUCCUUCAGUAGCGUCGCCACGGCAACCUCCACGCUAGCUGCCGCAGAGAUCGGCGGCCCGGCGUGGCUGAGGAGGAAGAAGAAGAAGAAGAGCGUGGUGUUUGCAGACUCUCGAGGUCUGGCGCUCACCGCCAUCCAUGUCUUCAACGAGGCCGAGGACGACCCGCUGACCGAGCUGCAGUUCCACCUGACGGAGAUAGAGGGCGUCGCUGCCGGACCGCAUCUAGGAGACAACAAAGAUGCUGCAGAUUGUGGUUCGGGCCUGGUUCUGGGCUUCACCCAGCCGGCUGCAGACUAUCUGGACUUGAGGAACCGGCUCAAAGCCCAGCAGGUUUGUCUGGAAACCUGUUCUGUCCAGGAGCGUCUGCUCUCAGGUUCUGUUCAGGUCCGAAACCUCCACUUUGACAAGUCGGUCUCAGUCCGGAUCACUUUUGACUCGUGGCGGUCCUUCCUCGACGUUCCUUGUCUGUACCUGAACAACGUCUAUGGCUGCCCAGACACCGAUACUUUCUCCUUCUCUGUCUCAGUACCAGAGUUACUGGAGCCCUCCAACAGAAUGGAGUUCUGCAUCCAGUACCAGACCCAGGACCACACCUUCUGGGACAACAACCAAGGGAACAACUACCGGCUGGUGGACCCAAAAGGCAUCCCGGCCCAGAGCACGGAGAGUACCGCCGGGCUGGAGAUCCGGAGAGACCGGGGCGGAGAGAAGGUGGAGACUGUUGAGUUUGAUCCCUUUGGAAGUCCCAGGACUUCAGCAGGAAACUUCCCUGAAUGGCUGAGCUGGGGUCACAUGGAGACCAGUGCCCCCUACUGGUGAGACCACCACAGAUCAGGUUUUUUUAUGUUGCACUCACUGAGAUCUUGUUCCCAAGAGAAUCUCAGUACCCUCACAUGAGCACUGCAACGCCUCCUUGAAUCCUCUGGAGGUUAUCCAGACGUGUUUGUAAGAUUCACUACAGAUUAUUGCUUCACUUGAGCCUCUGUAGCUGCACUACAUUGUUUUGAGUUCUUAUGAAAGACGACAUCUGGAUGGAUCGGAAGGACACUUCAGGUAUUCAAACUCUAGUCAGCCCAACAGUGACUUAAAUGCUAAUCCUGGUUUCCUGGAAUCCAGCGGCCCUACAAGAUCCAGACCAGGUUCACAUCUAGUCCUCCUUUGCUGCAACUGAGCCACAGUUCAGCUGGACUCAUGGUUAAACCUCCCAAAACCCAUGAGGGGUUCAAGGACAGACCAAAAAGCUCCACAAGGCCACAUCAGUGUUUCACAGGAGUUUAUAUCCAUUAAAGAGUGCUUUGUAGAAAGCAUCCAAAGGAUUCUUCAAACAUGGCAGGACCUCCUUUUCUCCAGAAUCACAGUCCUGUUUCUGUUGAAUGAAGGAGGAUUUAUGUGCAUUCUGCUCCAAGGAUGAGACUUGUUCCUCCUCCCCUCCGAUUCUCCUUUUUUCUUUCUACCAUGGCAGCUGGUUCAUGGUUCUUUACAGAAUCCUUCAGAACAUUCAAGUUUUGAAACAGCUGCCAGUGAAAACCAGCACCAUGUCUUCAAGUCCUGAACACUGUGUGGAAAAGUCUGGAGAAGUCUGAAACCAGUCUGACUUGUAGGGUUUGAAGUAGGGAUGCACUGAUGAGACCUUUUCAGUCCUGAUACCGAUACCUGGUCUUUGGGCCGAUACCGAGUACCGAUGAGAUGCUGGUGUUUAAUACUGUGGAUGUCUCACAGGUGGAGACUGGGAUCGUUCUUUAUGUUUAAGGACUUAAACAUUGUUUUUUUUUAACUUUGUAGAACAGAAUGAAACAAAUAAAUUCAUAGAUAUAUUUAGUACUGAAUAGUUAUUUAUUGAAAGAAGGGUAUCUGAUAGCAGAUCAGCAUAUUAAGAACCUGAUCCAGCUGUCUGAGUCAGUAUCGGACCGAUCUCAGUAUCCGUAUCGGUGCUUCUGUACUUUAAAAACAGAGAAGUGAGACGGGACUAAGGAUGCCCCCCAAUACCCGGUUCUAAACCGGAACUGAUAAGAAAGUACUAAAUAAGCGGGGUAUCGAUAAGGUUAGGAGUCUACGGUUCUGCUAUCGGUACUUUAGAAGUUACGGAGUGAGAUCUCCGCGGGGAAAAAAGAGCGCUGUUAACCUCUUUCCUUUGUCCCUAUCUUUGCACAAGGGGUGGACUUGUGCUCUACUUUGACACACACACACACAC